This is a messenger RNA of Aspergillus glaucus CBS 516.65, 1738 nucleotides long. RefSeq names its product lanthionine synthetase C family protein. The record is from RefSeq and is a predicted model, not a curated record. Bases 1 to 1554 code for a protein of 517 amino acids. Gene Ontology annotation, cellular component: plasma membrane. Gene Ontology annotation, biological process: peptide modification; carbohydrate metabolic process. The transcript has 4 exons. Lineage: Eukaryota; Fungi; Ascomycota; Eurotiomycetes; Eurotiales; Aspergillaceae.
AUGGCGACUGAACGUCCUCAGUACUACCAAAAUGCUCUUAAGCCAAUCGAAAUCAACAAAAACUCAUUGCAACAGACUCUGCAGGAAUUACGUGAUGCGGCCAGGCGCGGAGCUGACAUGGUGAAGGAGGGCAGUCCUCCUCCUGGCGAAUGGGGAAUCGGGGGCCUUUUCCUAGGGAAUCCAGGAAUUACGCUGGCCUUCCUCCGACUCGCCCAUCAAGCUGCGUCUUUGAAGAAGGACAAUGAAUCUAGCCCGCCUGAUUUCCGAAAAGAUGCCAAUGAGAGGAUCUACUCUGGCCCAGAUUUACCUCUGUUGCCCAGUAGAUUGUCUCCUUUGGGGUCACUUUCCCCGAUACCAGCAGCCGUUCUCCGUAUACUAGCUGCAGCCACAUCGAACAGUGCCGUUUCCAAAGAUGACAUUCAGUACUUCUAUCAGGCGGUCGAGCUGGCUCUGAAUAAUGGUCAUAUCGUCCCUCAUGCUGGCGAUAAUCUGGGAGGCGAUGAAAUCUUAUAUGGACGCGCAGGACUGUUGUGGUCGAUUCUGAAUAUCCGCGCCCAUAAAUUUGACGACGACACGGAGAAGGCACUGAAGCCUCUUUAUGAAUCUAUUCCGAAACUGGUCGAUGUGAUCAUUGAGGCAGGAAGACAAGGUGCGCGUGAUUGUGCUAAGCUAUACGGCGACAAGGAUGCUCUUCCAUUGAUGUAUAUGUGGAUGGAGAAAUACUACUGUCUUGGAGCUGUCCAUGGGGCGGGCGGAAUCCUUUCUACUGUACUUGCCUGUAACGUGGAAGAAGUCAGUGAUGGCGCCUCGCGCAAUUACUUCCCCUGGAUAGCAGAGACGAUCACGGGCUUUUGCAAGAUUGCUAUUGCAGAGAAUGGGCAUCUCCCGACGUGUAUUCCUCCCCGUCAGGUUGGCAAUCCUACCUCACCCCUGAUCCAGGUCUGUCACGGUAGCCCGAGUUUCCUACUUUUGAUGGCAUGUGCCAGGAGAAAUGCCCAUCUUAUGGCCAACCACUGGCAGCCCGAGUGGGACCAGGCCAUCCAGUUGGCUACGGAGCGGAUAUGGGAAGAGGGGCUGCUUUCGAAAGGCGGCGGAUUAUGCCACGGCAUUGCAGGCAAUGCAUGGUCGGUGCUGCUUAUGCACGAUUGCUUCGAGUAUGACAGCGAGCUGGCCGCGCAGGCGAAACGCAACUAUCAAGCGCGUACGCAAACCGAUAUCUCGAGUGUGCAGCCAGAGCUCACGGGAGACUACUUUCUUUCCAAGGCUUUGACUCUUUUGCUCCACGUGCGCGAGACGGCUCCUUACAACGCCUCUUGCAGUGACUACCGUAUGCCGGAUAACCCAUAUGCUCUGACUGAGGGCUUGCCAGGUCCCGUGUGCGCAUGGUCCGAGAGCUGCGUGGUGAUCCAGGCGAGAUUGCGGAAAAUGGAGCUGGAUGCGAACGGAGCGACUUCGGCGGCGGCGCGUAAGAACGAUGCUACUUUCCAGGAAUUAGAGGGUCGUCACCUAGGAUUCCCAACCCUUCCGUAUCAUCGGGCCACUGGUAUGUUCUGAAUUCAUUCUUGAAUAUUAUUGAGACUAGGUAGAUAGAUGGAUGCAUAUACAAAAGAAAACUUGGCUGUCCAGCAGCCGGAUAUCACAGUGUUCUUGCAAGCAGAUAUAACCGAUCCAAAACGCCAUGCUCAGCUAACAGAAUAGACAAAAGAAAAGAAAGCAAGAGGCAGCAAAGAAGCAGCAG